CUAACAAUUAGGAAACUACAUAUUAUUAAAAAGCGAAUAAUUUAACUUCCAGCUAAGUGUCUAUUUUUCAGGAAGUGUCUAUUGUUCAGUGCCAAUUUAAGUUAACGUAUUGAAGAAGGCCCUAAGUACUCGCUGCAAUAAGAACUAGAUAUUCGUAUCAUUUCAUUGACAUCGUUACCUUACCCGUAAGCUUUUGGUUUUUAAAAGGUAACACCUGAAAUGGGCAACCCUUUCUUUCUCAAUUUUUGUUUUAGUACAUCUUUAAUAUUUUGUUUUGCUCGCCGUCUUCUGUAUUGCACUUGAAAUUUGGCAGAGUGUUGUUUUAAGUUUUUCCAAAGAGUUUAGAAGCAGAAAACUGAGUAAAAUCUGCAGAAGCCAUAAAAAAUCAAUAAAAACAAAAAGUUGAGUGGAGAUUAAGGAAAUACUAUAAAGUAGUAAUCAAGGGAAAAUGGGUGCUGAACAUUCGCAACAAAGGGCUGAAGCUGACGUUAGGGAGUUGUUUGAAGGUCAGGUGAAUAGUUCGAUCAAUCACCAAAUGGCAACAAAAGUUGUUGGAGCAAAUUUUAAUCUUUCCAAUGAAGCCGUGAAAAAACGUACCAUGCUCCGUCAAGGUAGUUCUGGUGCAGUUGGCACCACUACACCUGCGAACAAACUUAAACCAGGCAGUGACUCUAUGCCAUCACCAACCACCUCCGAAAUCGAUCGACCAUCUUCCCCCCCUUUAAGUGUUUGUUCAGAUUUACCUUACGUGUCUUAUACCACAGAUCGACCAAUCGGCGAUUCACCAAAGAUACGUGGAAAACCAAGUAGUGCAAGUAGUACAAGCAAUAGUAGAUCUUCAUCGUUGGUUAUGAGACGUAAUACUGGUACUAAACCCAAAAGACCGCAAUCCACAGUAGCUGCACACAGCAUAGUUAUAGUAAAACCGGGCGCUAAAGACUUUAAUGAAGAAGUAGAACCUGAAAUACAACAACUACGCAAUAUACCGCAAUUUAUGCCCGUUCUACGGGAUUCAAUAGCAUCAUCAACAUUUACAAGAGAUCCCGAAAUCCUGGAUCGUUUGCAAAUUCAACCGCAUUUAUUAAAUAUUUGCUCUCGCAUGCAAACCCAUCUGAAUAUGUGCGCUACACUGGUAACUCAGGAGCAAGCUCAUUUAGUAGAACGUACUAAAGUGGUUAGCAAUUCUAUUACAACAUUGUUUGCAUCUUUUGUGGACAUGCAGAAAACAUAUGCCGCCUAUGCUGAGCAAUUUGCAAAAGUCCGUUUAAUUUCUCAACAACUAAGUCGUUGUAAUUCGUUACUAAAUGAUAAUAUUGCCGGUUUGGAAACGAUUAAUAAUUUUUUAGAACCCGAAGACCGUUUAGAGCCAUUUGUUUGGCGUACUGAUGAUAAUAAAUUAAGAGGAGAAGCCGAAGGAGCGGCAGCAAUAAGCGGUCACUCCUCGUUAUGGUUGAAACGGUUGUAGUAAUAAGGACAGAACCAAAUUGCUUGCGAUAGAAGAGAAUGCACAAGAACCAUUGUUUAAAAGUGCAAGGAAAGAAAAGAAUAUAUAAAGAAAUGUACAUUUAUAAAAUAAAACUAUAUUUACUGAAGCAUAUGCAUAUAUGUUUACCAAGAAGGCUAUAAAGCUUUUUGUCAAACCUUUGUAAUGCAUACAACGGCCAUCGUAAGACGCUUGAAAUAUAUACAUUUUUCGUCACCGUCAACAACGGAAUCAACGGAAUUUGUUUAUACCUGUGUGUUGGCUUGUCUGUUCAAAUCUUAACUACUAUCUCCAAAUGUUUCUUCGAACAAUCAAUUGCUCACACUUUUCCGACACUCCUCUCAAAUGGAAUUCAAAAAUAAACGAAAUCAUCACU
This is a messenger RNA of Glossina fuscipes, 1859 nucleotides long. RefSeq lists its product as uncharacterized. Gene Ontology annotation, cellular component: synaptic vesicle membrane; cytoplasmic side of lysosomal membrane; BORC complex. Gene Ontology annotation, biological process: lysosome localization; organelle transport along microtubule; positive regulation of anterograde synaptic vesicle transport. NCBI's taxonomy places the organism in Eukaryota, Metazoa, Arthropoda, Insecta, Diptera, Glossinidae. The transcript has a single exon. The record is from RefSeq and is a predicted model, not a curated record. The coding region runs from base 449 to 1465 and encodes 338 amino acids.